This is a messenger RNA of Alternaria incomplexa, 1416 nucleotides long. RefSeq lists its product as uncharacterized. The transcript has a single exon. Gene Ontology annotation, cellular component: tRNA-intron endonuclease complex. Lineage: Eukaryota; Fungi; Ascomycota; Dothideomycetes; Pleosporales; Pleosporaceae. The coding region runs from base 1 to 1416 and encodes 471 amino acids. Gene Ontology annotation, biological process: tRNA splicing, via endonucleolytic cleavage and ligation; tRNA-type intron splice site recognition and cleavage. Gene Ontology annotation, molecular function: nucleic acid binding; tRNA-intron lyase activity. The record is from RefSeq and is a predicted model, not a curated record.
AUGUCUUCGACUCAGCAGCUUGAGCAUGCUGUUGCUGCAAGCGAGGAGCGCCCAGAGGGUCUACCUCAGCCGAACCAAGAACCAGCCAACGGUGUUUCGAGGAAACCUCGCCCAAAACGACCCAACUAUAACGAAAUACAUGCGAAGCCUCUGCCACUAGACGUAUAUGCGCUGCCUGCCUUCAUCCCGCACAACCCCAUUUCCAUCGUGCGACUAUUCAUCAGCCUGAUUUCGCAGUCGCUGUGGUCGCCCGAGUCACACAUCGUCAUCCACAGAGCAUACUACUCUGCAGAGACCGAGUCAAUCCACGUCACCGAUCCGGCCUCCAUCCGAGCUCUUUGGGAACAAGGCUUCUGGGGCAAAGGGUCCCUCAGCCGAAGUGAACCACAGUGGUUAGUCGCUGAAAAGCGAAGGCGAGGUGCCCAGGCGUCCAAGACAAGCACCGAGGUUACACAAUCAAGGCGGGAAGAGCGCAGACAAUUCAAGUUAGAGAGAGCCAAGGCGCAGCGCGAGGCUAUUGAGCAACAGCUACGGCAAGAAGGCAAGAUCGUAUCCGACGCCAACAUCAACAAGCUCGUAGGUAGCGACGCCAAGGACAUCACCAAGCCAGAAGAUGCAACAGCAACUCCGGCGAUCAAUGAAAACACAGAUGGCCCUGCCGCACCGGCCGACGCUGAAGCUGAUCUAGAGGUUGACAUUGUGGAUCUUGAGCAUCUUCAGCUCACACCCGAGGAGGCUUUCUUCCUGACAUACGUCCUUGGUGCUUUGCAAGUCGUCAACGUGGACACCCAGGCUCCCAUGGAUCUUGCACAACACUACCCAGCAUGGUACCUCUUGCGUGUAUACUGCGCCCAUGCGUCCAGUUCUGGCGAAUCCGAUGAUCUCAAAAGAGCUUUGACGCAUCUUCGUACUGCGUACCGUAUGAGCAAUGACGCUACUCGAGUGGAUCCUGCUAUGACGUGUAUUCCGCCUAUUGAGCCUGACAACCCUUUCCUGAUGAAAUACGUUGUCUUUCACCACUUCCGAUCCCUGGGCUGGGUCGUGCGGCCUGGUGUCAAGUUCGCUGUCGACUACUUGCUCUACAUUCGCGGUCCUGCGUUCACACAUGCCGAGUUUGCGAUCAUGAUCAUUCCUUCCUACUCAGCCCCAUACUGGACCGAGCAAACGGACGGUCAAGCCCAAGUCAGAGCCGCGGAAAAGGAGCGCAGGGACUGGUGGUGGUUCCAUCGCGUAAACCGAGUGCAAACCCAGGUCAUGAAGACACUGAUGCUGGUCUACGUUGAAGUACCGGCACCGUGGGAUGCGGAUUAUAUGAGCUUGGAUGGGUUCAAGCUUGACAUUGGUAGCAUUUUAAAGAAGUACACAGUUCGAGAGUUCGUCUUCAAGAGGUGGAGUCCAAGCAGAAACAGAGAUUGA